UACAUUGUAAUGACUGAAUGUCCAUGUACUGUUAACUUCUACAUACAUUUUUACCGUAAGACACAGGCCAACAGGCCGAAUGGGGUGGUGACAUCAUCUCUAGGCCUAUACCCGGAUGUUUGAAUCUACAUGAUAGAAAUAUGAAUCUUGGGGCUAAACAUGCAGUAUUCAAAACAGACAAUUAGUAAUCCCGACUGCACAUAAGAAAAGCCCAGGGCUUCUAGCUAGAUAACAUGUAUUUUGACGGUUCUUUUGUAACAUGUUACAACAAUGUUGACAGCGAUACUUGGCCCUACAUCUAUCUUUGUAGCACCAGUGUAUGUCUUCCCCAUUCCAUUUGGUUGGCCGACUGUCCUAUGUCAUAUCAGUAAUUAAUUAAUAAAAGGCUAGAUUCGGGUUUUAAUUUGGUCAUUCACAUGGCUUUUUAUCUAGCCUGCCAUCUCAUGUUUUGUCAUGUAUUUAAUACUAUUUAUUAACACAAGGCCCGGUUAGUGCAUCAGUGCUGGAGCUACCUUGGCAUUAUAGUGACAAACACCUAAUGUGAGAAUGAGGCCCUUUUAAAAGGUUUGAGGUUGGAAUAAAACAGUUACUGAAAAAUCAUUCAGUCAUUCACUCAUUAAUUUAUUUCACACAGUCACAUGUUCAUACAUGCAUGUAUUUUACAGAUUUCUCUUGUGAGACUUGAGUCUGGAGUUGAGUACUCUAGUAUAAACUUGAGUUGGUGCAAGAGAGUUCAACUGUGAAGGACCACAAGAUGUUGUGUCCCAAUGAGAGUUGGGUGAGCCUGGAUGACUUUCAGCCUCGCUGUACCUGUCUCUACCCCCACACAACUUGGACUGAUGCUGUCAUCCCCUCCAUUGCCACAAGAAGGUCCAUCAGCCCCACUAACCCUACCCCUAGAUCAUCCAUGUUUUGCAGUAACACCCCCAACAGCCCCAUCGGCAAGUUACAAGAAAACCAUGACUCCUUCCUUUAUCCAGAAUGUCCCAGAUUUACUUCAUUCUUUGACACCCCUGAUCUAACAUCAACAUUUCUAUCAGCCACUUCAGAUAUCUGGCCUGUCAGUCCAAGUGAUGAGUCUCUCCCAGCCAGCACCAGCUCCAGUCUGACCAGCCUGAGUUCCAUCAGUCUUACUGACCCCUUCCCCAGCUCUUCUACCCUUUUCAAGAAUUCUGAGGAAUUCCACAAUGAUCUUCUUCCCUCCCCAUCUUCCAGCACCACCUGCUUGAACUAUGGGCCCAAACCUAGCAGAUCCAUGGAAUCAGUCAUGUCAGGUUUCCCAGACGGCAUCACCAUCUCAGCUACAGUUUACAAAGACUUCUGGCUCUGUAACAUCUCUGACCCUGUUCAGUAUGGACCAAGACUGACCUCAAGCACCACAUCUCUCCCUGUCAGCCCAGUGAGCAGCUUCACCAACCUGAGCCAGUGUGAUGUGUCCUGCAGUCUGACCAGCCUAAGCCACCAAGGAGUGCCACGUCCAGUCCCUAGCAGGAGACCUGGACCCCUGAACAAGAUGGUGGACAGGAAGAGAAAGAGAGAUGAGGAUGAUGAGGUAGAGGUGAAGGUUUGUAAGAGGGCCAGGCUGUAGGUAUGGUAGGUAUAGUCAGAUGUACAUUGUUAAUGUAUGUCUGAAGCAUCUAUUUUAGACAACACUGUUUCAUGUUUUACUCGGAGUAGAAAUGUUUUUAAAUUCUGCUAUUAUUCUAGUCACACUAUAUUUUAUUGUCCUAUCUAUAUUAUAUCCAUAUUUAAAAUAGUUGUGUCCUUCCGCUGUUAUUGCUUCAUUGUAAGUUACUAUACCAGUUUGUAAUCACUUAUAGCCCUAUUCCUUAUCACUGUCAUUAAACAUUUUCCACUUGUGUUCCAGCCUGAUUCUGGGCCCUACUCUAAUUCCUUCCUUGGUUGUGUCUCCUUUCCCUGUCCCUACAAGUGGUUGUAGCUCCUAUUCCUGCCAGUGGUUGCAGAUCCUAUUCCUGUCCCUGCUAGUGGUUGUACCUCCUGCUCCUGUCCCUGUCAGUAGUUGCAGCUCUUGUGACGGUCCCUGCCAGUGGUUGUAGCUCCAAUUCAUGUCCCUGUCAGUAGUUGUAGCUCCUAUUCCUGUUCCUGUCAGUAGUUGUAGCUCCGAUUCCUGUCCCUGUCAGUAGUUGUAGCUCCUAUUCCUGUCCCUGUAAGUAGUUGUAGCUCCUAUUCCUGUCCCUGUCAGUAGUUGUAGCUCCUAUUCCAGUCCCUGCCAGUAGUUGUAGCUCCUAUUCCUGUCCCUGUAAGUAGUUGUAGCCUCUAUUCCUGUCCCUGUCAGUAGUUGUAGCUCCUAUUGAUGUCCCUGCCAGUAGUUGUAGCUCCAAUUCCUGCCCCUGCCAGUAGUUGUAGCUCAUAUUCCUGUCCCUGCCAGUAGUUGUAGCUCCUAUUCCUGUCCCUGCCAGUGGUUGUAACUCCUCUUCCUGUCUGUGCCAGUGGUUGUAGCUGUUGUUCCUGUCCCUGUCAGACGUUGUAGCUCCCAUUCCUGUCCUUGCCAGUAGUUGUACCUCCUAUUCCUGUCCCUGUCAGUGGCUAUAGCUCCUAUUCCAGUCCCUGUCAGUAGUUGUAGCUCCUAUUCCUGUCCCUGUCAGUGGCUGUAGCUCCUAUUCCAGUCCCUGUCAGUAGUUGUAGCUCCUAUUCCUGUCCCUGUCAGUAGCUGUAGCUCCUAUUCCAGUCCCUGUCAGUAGUUGUAGCUCCUAUUCCUGUCCCUGUUAGUAGUUGUAGCCCCUAUUCCUGUCCCUGUCAGUAGUUGUAGCUCCUAUUGAUGUCCCUGCCAGUAGUUGUAGCUCCAAUUCCUGCCCCUGCCAGUAGUUGUAGCUCCUAUUCCUGUCCCUGCCAGUAGUUGUAGCUCCUAUUCCUGUCCCUGCCAGUGGUUGUAACUCCUGUUCCUGUCUGUGCCAGUGGUUGUAGCUGUUGUUCCUGUCCCUGUCAGACGUUGUAGCUCCCAUUCCUGUCCUUGCCAGUAGUUGUACCUCCUAUUCCUGUCCCUGUCAGUGGCUGUAGCUCCUAUUCCAGUCCCUGUCAGUAGUUGUAGCUCCUAUUCCUGUCCCUGUCAGUGGCUGUAGCUCCUAUUCCAGUCCCUGUCAGUAGUUGUAGCUCCUAUUCCUGUCCCUGUCAGUAGCUGUAGCUCCUAUUCCAGUCCCUGUCAGUAGUUGUAGCUCCUAUUCCUGUCCCUGUAAGUAGUUGUAGCCCCUAUUCCUGUCCCUGUCAGUAGUUGUAGCUCCUAUUCCUGUCCCUGUCAGUAGUUGUAGCUCCUAUUGAUGUCCCUGCCAGUAGUUGUAGCUCCAAUUCUUGUCCCUGCCAGUAGUUGUAGCUCCUAUUCCUGUCCCUGCCACUAGUUGUAGCUCCUAUUCCUGUCCCUGCCAGUAGUUGUAGUUCCUAUUCCUGUCCAUGUCAGUGUCUGUAACUCCUAUUCCUGUCCCUGUCAGUAGUUGUAGCUCCUAUUGAUGUUCCAGCCAGUGGUUCACGCCUGGCUAGUGGUUGUCGUCCUUAGUUCUGUCAGUACGUAUAUCCCCUACUCCUGCCCCUUUCAGAGGUACUGGCAACUUGCAUUCCUGACCCUUGCUCAAGCUAACAUUACCUGGUUAAUGAUACAUGUAAGCUCAGAUCUAAUGAUACCAAAUGAUAUGAAUAGUACAAUCAAUGUUGCCUCAAAGAAUAUCUGGUAAGCUAUGUACAUGAAAAAGUAAGACAGGUAGUAAUAAGUCAGUGUUAAAAAAUGAAGUGCAUGUAUUAUCCAGAACUGACUGGACAUUAGUCCAAACUUUGUAUUAAAACAUAAUCUGUGCAGAUAAAACUAUGGCAAUAUUUAUUUGGGCUCAAAAUCAUAGACUAAAUUCUGUUUGACAUCUGAUAUAUUUUCUAUCAACCACUUAUAAGAUAUAAUGUUAAAGUCAGGGCUAGUACAGGUGGUGUGGGCGUGGCUAGAAGGGGAGGUGGAGGCCACUGUUUAGUUAGGUUAGUAGUUUGUAUAUAGUGUGUAAAUAAGCUGAAAAUCAGUAAACAUUAACUGUCUCAGAUGAAUUGCCUACAUGAUGUAUUUUCUUAUGAUUGUUAAAACAUCAGUAAAUGUAUCCAUUCAUAUAAUGUUAUAGUCAGGGCCCCUGUUUAGUUAGGCUAGUAGUUUGUAUACAGUGUGUAAAAUAGCUGAAGAUCGGUAAACAUUAAUUGCCUAUAUGAUGUAGUUUUCAUAUAAUGUGGUGUGGGUGUGGCUAGAAGAGGAGGUGGAGGCCACUGUUUAGUUAGGCUAGUAGUUAGUUUGUAUAUAGUGUGUAAAUAAGCUGAAGGUCGGUAUUAAAACAUUAACUGUGUCAUAUGAAUUGCCUACUUGAUGUAUUUUCUUAUGAUUGUUAAAACACCAGUAAAGGUAUCCGUUCAUAGUAUAUUAAAGUCAGGGUUAGUACAGGUGGUGUAGGCGUGGCUAGAAGGGGAGGUGGAGGCCACUGUUUAGUUAGGCUGGUAGUUUGUAUACAGUGUAUAAAGAAGCUGAAGAUCGGUAAACAUGAACUGCGUCAAAUAAAUUAGAAACAUGAUUAUAAAAUCAAAACAUCAAUAAAGGUGGAAUCAUAAUUGUUGAAUAAAAAUAUAUUUGCGUCUUUCUGUUGAUUUAUGCUUUAAAAAUAUAAAUCUGUUUCAGAGAAAAAAAUCAAAGUAUCUUAAGUUUACUUUUAUCUUUCUCCUUUGUUCAUUCACUCUUCACAAACAUAAUCUGUUCAGAAAAAUAAAUCUUAAUAUCUAAA
Messenger RNA from Haliotis rufescens (red abalone), 4754 nucleotides. RefSeq names its product probable maltase-glucoamylase 2. The record is from RefSeq and is a predicted model, not a curated record. The coding region runs from base 755 to 1588 and encodes 277 amino acids. The transcript is spliced from 2 exons. Lineage: Eukaryota; Metazoa; Mollusca; Gastropoda; Lepetellida; Haliotidae.